AUGGCGAGGAUGAAACAGAAACCACGUGCAGUGAGUGUCCAUGGCAGGGUGCCGGGCCACCUGGCCAUCAACACCCACACCCAGGCCACUUGUGGCAUAGAGUCGUUCAGCGUCUGUGAAUUUGAGCAAGACUGGUGUGACUGGGAGGUGGAGCCCAACAAGACCCUUUCCUGGGCGAGGAACUCCAGUCUCCAGGUAGCCCCAUCUCACGCCUGGCCCACGCGGGAUCACAGCACCAACAGCCCGGCAGGCUCCUUUGCCUACGUCACCAGCGUGCCCUCCCGGGGCCUGCAGCUGGGCGACGCCUGGCUCACCAGCCCCAUGCUGAAAGUGAACGGCUCCUGCCAGCUGGUGCUCUACGUCCACCUGUACGCCUCGAACAGCAACCGCCUGAAUAUCUACUACCGGACGGGAACAACCAUGAAGCUGGUCCGGACCCGUGCCGGGGACUUGGGUGACUACUGGGUCCGUGAGAAAGUGGAUUUCCAGGUGGAGCAAGUCGACUUCCAGAUUGUCAUCGAGGGGUUGAUUGGGACGGGGCACCAAGGCAACAUCGCUCUGGACGAUCUCGUUCUGUCUCCCGGCUGCUUGAAACAAGGCCGUGGACUCCUUGUCAGCCACGCACCUGACCCACACAUGCCCUGCAGCCAGGAUCAGUUUGCCUGCAACAACAGCAAGCAAUGCAUCAAUGUGGAACUUGUCUGCGACUUUAAGACUGAUUGCGCCGACCUCUCUGACGAGUGGAAUUGUGGAGUGACUUCGUUUACCAGCGGCACCGGGGGAUGGACAGACAUCAGCGUGGGGCGGCUGCAGUGGGUGCUCCGAAACGCCAGCAGCCAGCCAGACUCUACCGUACUUGUCUCCGAGCCCGGGCAUCUCCCUCUUGUGAGGAGGACGUUGGAGCCAAAAACGGUGGCUUCCAAGCAGUGGCUUUGGUGGUUUGGAACUCGCGCCCCCACUUCUGCCUUCUGGGAAAUGUGUGUUUUGUGA
Molecule: messenger RNA, 990 nt
Organism: Elgaria multicarinata webbii
Lineage: Eukaryota; Metazoa; Chordata; Lepidosauria; Squamata; Anguidae
Product: MAM and LDL-receptor class A domain-containing protein 1-like
Exons: 8
Coding region: 1-990 (329 amino acids)
Cellular component (GO): membrane
Molecular function (GO): protein binding
Source: RefSeq, a predicted model, not a curated record